Messenger RNA from Mugil cephalus (flathead mullet), 2125 nucleotides. RefSeq names its product serine/threonine-protein kinase 19-like. The coding region runs from base 256 to 1035 and encodes 259 amino acids. The record is from RefSeq and is a predicted model, not a curated record. Lineage: Eukaryota; Metazoa; Chordata; Actinopteri; Mugiliformes; Mugilidae. The transcript is spliced from 7 exons. Gene Ontology annotation, biological process: positive regulation of Ras protein signal transduction; protein phosphorylation. Gene Ontology annotation, molecular function: protein serine/threonine kinase activity.
GGUCUUUGUUCCUCCCAGCUGUCUUUGGUAGUAGCCGUGUUGAAGAGGCUGCUGCGGAGAGUUGUGUGUGUGUUUGUGUAGUGCCGGAGGAGACCGGCAAAAGUUUCAACUCACUGUUACUAACUCCAGCUUUCAUAGCGAAGAGUUUUAAAAAAAAAAAUCUCCGUUAAAUAUUUGUUCGGGGAACUGCUAGGUUGCGUUAGCCAAGCUAGCGAGGAGCCGUGAGUGAGCUAACGGGAUGAAUCGCUUCUCGUGAUGUCUCCUCCAGGUAUGAACAGAAAACGGAGUCUGAUUUCAGACGCAUUCACGGUGAAACGGAGGAGAAAUGGGGCCGAGCAGUUCGGAGUCGUCAGUGAUGAAUGUGGACCAGCGGACAUCAGAUCCAGCCUGGUGUACCUCAUGACACUGUUCCCCAGGAAGAUCUUCAACGACACCUUGCCACAGAUCGUGAUGAAGCACCAGCUCUACAGCAUGCACAGCUGCAAGACGUGGGUGGACAAGGAGGUGAACAAGCUGCGCGAGCAAGGGGAGCUGCUGAUGUUCCAGUUUGGGUUUGACGCCGACACCUUCGGGCUGGUUUUCACGUCGGACUACAAGGCCAAGGUGCUGGCGGGCGAGGAGGGCAAAGUGUCCGGGGCGACGGUGGAGAGGUUCCUGGAGAAAGUGGUGUCCUCCUGCAUGGACCUGAGCUUCAGCAAAGACCAGAUGCUGAGGGAGUUCCUCUUCACCGACUCUGAGAUAACGCAGCUGGUGAAGUCGGGGGUCCUGACGGUGAGAGAUGCAGGCAGCUGGUGGCUUUCCAUUCCCAACUCUGGCAAAUUCACCAAGUACUUUAUCCAAGGCCGUAAGGCGGUGCUGAGCAUGGUGAAGAAGUCAAAGUACAACGAAAUCUUAAAGACAGAGAUAGAGGAGCGUCGAACAACGUCACAAGUCAAAUUCCACAUGAAAUACCACAUCCACGACAUCAUUGGUGCAGAGCUGGUAGAGAGCAUACCUACGACUUCGGGGACAUUGUUACGAUUUGUGGACUCCUGAGCUGUUACCAGGCCGACGUCGGUCAGCGAGCGCCUGGAGAAAUACGUUGGAUGUAAAAAAUAAAAAAAAAAAUGUAUUUGAAGAGAGAUUUAAUAUAAGAUUUAAGAGAUUCUAUGCCAAAUGUGUUACAAACCAUGUAUUACUACAACUUUGUAAUAAAUACAACUCGUUACACUAUUGGUGUCAUUUGCAUCAUCUGUUCGACUCUAAGCAGUAGGUCUGAUUUCAGGGUUCAGCCACAAACAGGCACAAACAGAUUCUGUUUUACAGGAAUUUAUUGGCUUUUUCAAAAAAGUGACAAUAGCUUUUUACCCAUAAAACUAAGGAGUCACAACAUUGGCUUGAAGUAAAGCACAGCUUGAUGUCUGAAUACAAUACAGAUGAGCAACAUGUACUUAACUGUUCAAAUACAUUUUGUAAAAAUAUAGCUGUAGCAAUUCUAAUUUUAGUUUUCAGUAUAUGAUGCACAUACAUGCUAUCAGCAUUAAUUACAAAAAGCUAGGCUUGUAGGGAGAUUAAGGUAGCAUUAACUGUAGAGGUAAUAAAACAAAAGGGAUAUUCAUAGUGUUAGUUUAACAAUACAGUGAGUGUGUUACUUCUGAGAAGAAUGAUACAAAAGAGUCAAAUAACAUGAUUAGAACAAAAAGAGGAGUACACUGUAUCACACCAGGACUGACGGCAGCUUUGUUACUGUUAUUAGCAAGCACGACGCUCUCCUUAGUGAGGCUGCUCAGCCAGUAGUGAUGCGAAUAAUAAUCAAAUGUGCUGCACAAAAGAUUUCUCAGAAAUGCCCACAGAGCAUCGAAGGUUUCUCUUGUUCCCCGUCACCAAAACACCUGGACAUUUUUAAUCCAAUAUGUAGUCAAGUUUUCAGAUUUGAACUUCUGGGUAGCUAUAGGGUUCAGACACUCGUAGGGAAAUAUUGAAGAUAUAGAGAAGAAAGAAAAAAAAAUAAAAAUACCAUAAACUUGACAGGUCCGAUUGGAGCCAAAUGCAUAAAAUACUGGAUCUCUUAAGAUUUUUAAGGGUUAAUAGCACUGUUGGUGUUAGCAAACCUUUUCCCAGUCUGAUUUUUUUUUUUUUUUUUUUU